Messenger RNA from Spodoptera littoralis (African cotton leafworm), 306 nucleotides. NCBI's taxonomy places the organism in Eukaryota, Metazoa, Arthropoda, Insecta, Lepidoptera, Noctuidae. The record is from the annotation of a GenBank genome assembly.
AUGGAUUACGUAAUACUUGUAUAUUUUAUUAGGGUUGUUACAGACUUAUCGAUAACAUUACAAACGACGACUAAUGUUCGGAGAUGCUGUCCGUGUGCAAACUGCCUUAUUUACUAUCCUCGAUUUCAUAAUAGCCAAUUCAAACUACGUUAUCUUAUCUGUUUGAGAGCAGGCCCCUAUAUUGUCUGUAGGACACUUCAUACGGGCACAGAUUCAGGGAUUUACUGCAUAGGAGCACUAUGUAUGUCGCAUAAUAGUACAUAUAUAUCAAUAAUAUACAUUGCCCCAUGGGAUAAACAGGUGUAA